Messenger RNA from Hemibagrus wyckioides, 1443 nucleotides. RefSeq names its product linkage group 14 C11orf96 homolog (gene lg14h11orf96). The coding region runs from base 362 to 733 and encodes 123 amino acids. The record is from RefSeq and is a predicted model, not a curated record. NCBI's taxonomy places the organism in Eukaryota, Metazoa, Chordata, Actinopteri, Siluriformes, Bagridae. The transcript has a single exon.
GAUGUUUUUUUUGCUCAUGUUGAAACAACCCAGAUACAGAGACGCUAGCAACAGAAAACAUUAUCGUCUCAGAAAACACAUUGUGCUGCCCAGCAAGACACAGACUCCAAGGACUUUCUGAUGCACUAGCUUUUGUGGAGCCAAAAGGGACUGAAAAUUAUCACCACACAAGGACAUAAAGCAUCUCGAUGUGUGCCGGUGCAGUCUGAGUAUACUUCAUAUACUUCAUCCUCUUUUGGAGUGGCAAGAGGAAAAACAGAGAAACUUCACUCUGGAAUCUUUAAAAAGUGACAAGGGGAGAGAAGAAGAAGCUACUAGUGCACCUCAAAGGAUAAACACACAGCGUUUCCCAUCUCCAGCGAUGGCUGUACGUCCAGUGGAGACAGUGGGUUUCAAUAUGCUUCCUGCUCACUUGAUGGCUUCUGCUAUGGAAGAGUUCCCACAGCAGCUCCCCGUACCCAAGGGCCCAGCUCGGGGCCGCAGUCGUCCCAAGCGACCACGAGAGGCCCGCUUCAAAACUCAGCCAGUGACCUUUGCAGAGAUCGCAGAGGUGGAGGAGGAAGGAGCUUCACCACUGGAGGAGGAGAGAGCACGGCGCUCCUUCUUGCAGUCACUAGAGAGCCUGAGGAGGAGCACACAAUCUCUGCAACACACAGGAACCACACAGCGUGGCAGAACCAGCACACCGACGCAAGCUAGCCUGGACUCAAGUGAUUCGGACUCAGCCCAAUGAGAGGUUGACAGAGAGAGUGAGAGAAAAAGAGAGAGCUCUGUCUUCUACAUGUGAUCUGUUGUUAUUUUGUAAAGCUUACUUACUGGACUGGACUCCAGUGUGUUAAGCUCUUUUGCACAUAACCUCUUGAUGCUUACAUUGCAGCUAUAACAUAGUAACAGCAUUUUAUACAAACGUUUGUGUCACUCCAGUCAAGCAUCGGCAAGCUGAAUCGUUUAUGCUUCUUAGUUUUAGCGUUUCAAUUUUUUUUUUUCCUAACUACUUAAAUACCUUAAAUAUUCCAGAAAUAUUUGCUAUACUUGAGAGGCCUAUUAUUCAUUGUGAGAUUUGAAAUGAUUAUAUGUUCUAGUUACAAUUCCACUGGACAAGACAGAUGCUUUAUCACUGUUUAUAUUUGCCACUUUAUCCUGAUUGUGCUGUCGAGUCAUGGAUGGAACCUUGGUCUGUAGACGAAUAGGAGGUUGGUUCGUAUGACUUGAGUCUGCCAGAGUAGAACGUCUACUAAUGAACUCAGAUGUUUAUCUUAUUAAUAACAGUGAAAUUAGAAAUGUUUUGUUGACACUGUUGGCCUGUAAGGUCACAAGAAAAAAAGAAAUGAAAUGAUGUCUUUAUACUAUUGUUUUUCUUUUACUAUCUUUGUAAAAAAAAUAUAUAUAUAUAUAUUUCAUACUUAUUUUAAUAAAUAUAUAUGUAUAUGUAUAUGAAUAUUA